AUGAUGCUCUACAAGUUGGUCGUUCUUGGUGAUGGUGGUGUAGGCAAGACCGCCCUUACUAUUCAGCUUUGUUUGAACCACUUUGUUGAGGUAAACAUCCAUCAUGCAAACAAAACAACCGAUUCUUACCGAAAGCAAGUCGUGAUUGAUGAUCAACCAUGUGUGCUUGAAGUAUUGGAUACAGCUGGCCAAGAGGAAUACACUGCUUUGAGAGAUCAAUGGAUCAGGGAUGGUGAAGGUUUCCUUUUGGUGUACUCUAUAACAGCUCGUUCUACCUUUGAGCGUAUUGAGCGUUUCCGUGAGCAAAUUUUCCGUGUCAAGGAUGUGGACAAUGUGCCCAUGAUGUUGGUUGGCAACAAGUGUGACCGAGUGACUGAGCGUGAGGUGACACGUGAGGAAGGCAUGAUGAUGGCAAGACGAAUGGGUUGCGAAUUUAUCGAGACAUCAGCAAAGACCUGCGUCAACGUCGAGCGUUCCUUUUACCAAGUGGUCAAGAUUAUUCGUGCUCAACGUGAAGGUCUCCGUACCGGUCCCAAGGGCAAGAGCAAGAAGGAAGGCAAAAAGAACAAGUGUUUGAUUCUGUAA
Lichtheimia ornata is the source of this 585-nucleotide messenger RNA. RefSeq lists its product as uncharacterized. Gene Ontology annotation, molecular function: GTP binding; GDP binding; GTPase activity. The record is from RefSeq and is a predicted model, not a curated record. Bases 1 to 585 code for a protein of 194 amino acids. Gene Ontology annotation, biological process: signal transduction. Gene Ontology annotation, cellular component: plasma membrane. NCBI's taxonomy places the organism in Eukaryota, Fungi, Mucoromycota, Mucoromycetes, Mucorales, Lichtheimiaceae. The transcript is spliced from 7 exons.